AUGACUCAAGAAACUGGUUUGCUGACUUUGUACAACCCUCAGACGAAGAUUGAAAGGAAACAACAUAAGAAAGUCGUGAAUGAAACAUCAAAAUUGGAACUGAUGAAAUGUAUGUCGUCUCCUAAUUGCCUUAAAUAUAGAAAAGGAUCUUUUCAUAUUUCAACAUCUUCCAAGUGUCUUUCACCCUUCUUAAGUUCAACAUCUCGUCUUGAACUAUUCGAUAGUAGAAAAGCUUGCGGCUUCGAUGAUCUAAGACCAUUAUUCAUUCAACUAAGUAUUCAUCUGAUAAACAAAAGAGCGACUUCACGAGUCGCCAAAGCUGUUUUAUUUCAUUAUGGUGUUGCCAGCGAUGAGUGA
Messenger RNA from Clunio marinus, 357 nucleotides. The record is from the annotation of a GenBank genome assembly. Lineage: Eukaryota; Metazoa; Arthropoda; Insecta; Diptera; Chironomidae.